Molecule: messenger RNA, 1101 nt
Organism: Microthlaspi erraticum
Lineage: Eukaryota; Viridiplantae; Streptophyta; Magnoliopsida; Brassicales; Brassicaceae
Source: the annotation of a GenBank genome assembly
AUGCGUAGCCGGAACACGAGUCAGUAUCUCCUCCUCUACCAAAUCCCUCGGAGAUCUCUCAACAUCUUUCUGAUAGGGUUGGAGUUCCAAUGGGUUUCACGAGAAAGAAGAAAAGAAGCAAAGGAACUAGGAAGGAAGAGAUACGAAUGUGGAAGCAAAGUGGCUAAGAGUUUGAGUAAUUUGUAUGCUGAUGCAGAGACUCUUGAAAAAAUUGGGAAAGAACAUGCACUUGUUAUAUGCAAUCAUCGAAGUGACAUUGACUGGCUCAUCGGAUGGGUCAUGGCUCAGCGCGUAGGUGUUCUUGGAAGCACAAUAGCGAUCAUGAGGGAAGACGCCAAAUAUCUGCCAGUGAGUUUAUUUCUCAAUGAUUUUAGAGCCAUUCUCAAAGCUCUCACGUUUUCUUCUGAAACUGCAGGUUUUAGACAACUCAAGGACUUUGCUACACCGUUCUGGUUGGCUUUUUUCGUCGAAGGAACUCGAUUCAAUCAAGAAAACCUUGAAGCUGCUCAAGAUUACGCCUCUUUAAGAGGCUUACCAUCUCCUCGCAAUGUUUUGAUUCCUCGUACGAAAGGAUUUGUUUCUGCGGUGACUCACAUACGAUCGUUUGUUCCUGCGAUUUACGAUUGCACAUUUGCCGUUCGUAAGAAACAGCCUACACCAACAUUGCUUGGGAUGUUCGCUCGCCAAUCAUCUGAGGUGAAUUUGCAGAUGAGACGUCACAGAAUGAGCGAAUUGCCAGAAACCGAUGAUGGCAUUGCGAAAUGGUGCCAAGAUCUGUUCAUCACCAAGGAUGCUCAACUUGAAAACUACUUCACGAACGAUGUGUUCAGCGACUUGGAUGUCCACCAAAUUGGCCGGCCAAUCAAACCAUUAAUCGUGGUAAUAACUUGGUUCUGUCUCCUUAUAUACGGCGGUUUCAAGCUACUUCAGUGUCUCUCCAUGGUGGUCUUGUUGAAGAUCAUCUCUAUGUUUGUCUUCUUCUUGGUGAUUGCAACUUUAACUAUGGCAUUUAUGAUCCAAAGAUCUUCUAUAAGACAGCUCCCCAAAAGCCUCUACAAGAACAGCUUAUUCUUCCCGUUGUCCUUGGUUCUUAAUGUCUAA